Messenger RNA from Eucalyptus grandis, 804 nucleotides. RefSeq lists its product as uncharacterized. The transcript has a single exon. Lineage: Eukaryota; Viridiplantae; Streptophyta; Magnoliopsida; Myrtales; Myrtaceae. Bases 1 to 804 code for a protein of 267 amino acids. The record is from RefSeq and is a predicted model, not a curated record.
AUGGAGGUAAGCGCCUUGAACGAGAGCGCCUUGACACCUCUAGAUGUCUCAACUCCCUCGCCAAGGGGAGCACAAGAUAGAGAGAUCGGAGAAAUUCUCACACAAGCCAGAGUUGUGCGCAGAGGAGGACGAUCAAACUCUCUCACUUCAACACCAGUCGCAAAUGCUCCUCAAUCAUCAUUAAGUUCAACAUCUAGAAAAUUAAACCAUGGGGCAGAGUCCUUGGACGAAAUACGCAACGCCCAGCUGGUCGUCGUUGCGCUCAUUGUGAUUGCGACGUACCAAUCCGUGCUUCAGCCUCCAAAAUUCAUAAAAGUUGUCAAUGACAAAAAUUCCAAGGAAGUUGAGCAAAACAAAUAUAACUAUAACGUGACUAGAAUUACUCUAAGUUAUGUCACUCCUCAAAGUAAUGUCGAGCUUGUGGUGUCUAGCCUCUUCCUAUGCGGCAACACAUUCGGGUUCUUUCUGUCAAUCCAGAUGAUCAUUUGCCUCACCAAAUAUCUCCCUGUCAGGCUACCGCUUAUGCUAUCCCUCAUCACAAUGGUUGUAACUUACUUUACCUUCACAACAUCCCUGCUAUUAACUUCACACUUGCAUGCGGGGCCCCUGACGUUGCUUGUAUCAGCUGUUCUUCUAUUGAAACAGAGGCCGUUGGCAGUAGUUAUGAAUCUUUUCUUGGGACGCCUUUUUCGAUUACACCUCCUAGCUGAUAUGUGCAAGCUAGAGAACAAGGACUCAGAGAAUGAGGACUCAGAGGAUAAGGACUUAGAGAAUAAGGACAAAAGUCGUGGUUGUAAAUUAUGA